GAACAACAAGAGUUAAAUCCAUUGUAUUGUCGAUUCACUGUGGCUUAAUUAAACGUUAACAGAUUGUUAAUGUUGGUUGAAUUUGAUUAAUGGUGUGACACUAAAUAACUGUUGAACAAUUAAUUUAAAGAAAAAUCCGGUGAUUGGUUUAUGGAGACAAUUAAUUGGUUUAACCAAAAAAACCUUAACAGUUAUUAAGAUAACCUCUAGAUGGAACAACUGUAGUUGGCGAAGUUCUGGUUGCUUUGGGUCACGUGAUACAGCUUCUCAUCUUCUGUCUGAGACUUGACUUGAAAAAUGAACACACUGAAUUGUUAGUGAUGUUUAUUAUUUUUAUUGAAACUCUGAUGGUUGUUUAUGCUGCACGCGCCAAUGGAUUACCUAGACUGUGCCUGUUUUACAGGACGCACAAGCAUUCCAAUUAGGUGUAUUGUUGAAAGGGUUAGUUCAAAUGGUAAUGCAACCCCACCAUCAUCACCAACAUCCAAUGUAACACCAAAUAUAUCCUCACCAACAACAACAGUCCCAUCGUUAUCUUUAUCAACAACAACUUCAACCACAACAACAACAACACAACCAACAGUAACAACAUUGGUUCCAGCAACAUCGCCAAAUGCAACAUCAGGAUCCCAAUUAACUGUAACAAGCGAAACACCAACCCAAACAAAUCAACCAAAUGAAACCCAUACAUUGGAAGCAAAUGGUUCCUCUGCGUUAAAUCCCUCAACCAACCUUCCAGAGUCAUCUUUAACCGAUUCACCACAAACUCUACCAUCGGUAUUACAAUCAACCUCCCCGUUGUCAAGUAAAAUAUCAACAUGUUCAAAGCUUCAAAUAUCGACAGAUAAUUUAAUUCCACCAUCGACAACAACCUCACCAACCUUACUGUCUAACCAAACAUCUAUUGGUGAUAAAAGCUCAGGUGAAGGAGGCUUCAGUCUACUAGGGAGUGAAAGUAUUGAUACAAAAGCAGUUUGUUCCACUACCACUACUAAUACCACUGUAACCAGUCCCGGUAAUGCUGUUAAUAAUUGUAAUAAUAUCGAUGAAGAUGAUGAUUUAGACGUUAAUCCUGCCAAUCCAAAUGAUAAUAAAAAUAUUGAAACUAUUAGUACUAACCAAAACAGUGGAAGUAGUGUCAAUAUUACCGAUAAUGUUUCAACAAAUGGUGAUACUAGUGUUAACCUUUCAUUAGGAGACAAAUUAAUCAAUGGUAAAAAUAACGAAUCCAAUUGUAAUAGCAAUCAACGGCAUUUAACAAACAGUUCACCCUCGCUUGAUUUAAGUACCAAUAACAAUAACAAUAGUAAUAACUCGUCUGUUGGUUGUAAUAAUACCAACAACGGAGGUGGCCAUUGUCAAGCAAUUAAUGUAUCAUUGUCUCAACAAUUAUCACCGUCAUCAGCCCUUCGCAGUCUUUUUGGACUAAACCAUUAUCCUUUCCAAGCCAACCAUCUUAAUCACAAUUUGUCUCACCUUCAACACCAUAAUCAUAAUCAUCACACUCACCAUCUUUUAACCUCACACCUUGACCAUUCCUCUUCAAUCAAUUCAAAUCAACAAUCAGGAGAUUCUGGUAAUCAUUCCUCGACAUCUUCACCAACUUUUCCAGCUUCAAUAUCUCCAUCAGGUGUUGUUGAACAAGAUUCAUUUGCAAUAAUAACUUCCGGACUAUUAUUCUCGAAUCUAGUGAAAACCGCUCUUCUUCACCUAGGAUAUCCAGAGUCGGAAAUUUCCGGGGCCAAAGGGUUUAUUCAAUUGAGAAACUGGAAACCAUUAACACUGGACCAGAUAACUGAUUCUGUGGAUGCCACUGUUGGCGACAUUAUGGGUGAUAUUAGUUCAAUUGCAAGUCUUCGAAUCAUUUUACACAGGCCACGAACAAGUGGACCCAAUGAAAUCGAAGAUAAAUUACUUCAAGUAUUACUGGCCCAGUCUUAUAGUUUACUAGCCAAUUCAGGAAACCCGGUUGAUCAGACUUUAUUGGCAGCUUUAAUGGGACGCAAUAAUAGAUUGGAAGCUGAGCUUAACGAUGAAACUCGAGGUAAAUUUGAUCAAUGGUAUAUGCAGCAAGUGUUUAAUCAAUAUCGUCAAAUGGCAACUCUGGCUGCAGCUCAAGCUCACCAUCAACAAGCGGCCGCUGCUGCUGCAGCCGUCAUGGCAGCUACAAAUCAACAGCAAAAACAAGCAGCCGCAGCAGCACUUGCAGCAGUGGUUAAUGCUGCUGCUGCCUCGGCUGGUUCAACAGCCUCUGGAAAUGGAUCUGUAGAUGGGUCAGGAGUCAAUGAAACAUUGACUCGCAAUCGUGGGGCAGCAGCGGCAGCAGCAGCCGCUGCGGCGGCCGUUGCUGCAGCAGCCAAUUGUCAAUCAUUGUUGAACCUUGACAUGGAUGCAGCUUCCUUGGCUUCCAAUGCAAGUGCUUCAUCUCAUUCCAAUCAUUUAAAAGAUAAUCAUCAUCACCAUUCCUCUAAACAUCAUUCACAUGAUCACCAUCAUCACACCAGGGGACCAUCGUCAUCCUCAUCUAGCCAUCUUCUUUCAACUGGACGGUCAUCUGAGUCAAAUUCAGGUGUCACUGGAGGUUCAAGUGGUGCGGGUGCAAGAUUGGAUAGUUCAGCUUCUUCCGUCAUCUCAUCUUCUGGUACAACCAACUUAAACAGCUCCAAUUCAACUGCUGCCAACAAUGGUAAUAGCAAUUCCAAUAUCAAUAGAAGCUCACCGAAUGCGCCUGGACAAUAUGUUCGAACUCGAAUAAGAACUUCAUUUGAUCCAGAAAUGGAGCUUCCAAAGUUGCAUAAAUGGUUUAGUGAGAAUCAGCAUCCAUCGCGAGCUCAAAUUCAGCAAUAUGUUAAAGAACUAAAUUCAUUAGAAUCAAGGCGAGGCCGUAAACCUUUGGACGUGAAUAAUGUCGUCUAUUGGUUUAAAAAUGCUCGAGCAGCGCAUAAAAGGCACGAAUUGAAACUCGUAAAUGGCUCACAGAGUCCAACCUUAAGCAAUAACAACACAACCAAUGUGAAUAACAAUAGCAACAAUUUAAUCAACUCUAGCAAUCUAUCAAAUCUCCAUUGUCGUGAUCCUUAUGAGGCUCGUAUCAACCUUGGCUCAGGCAGAUCAGGCCGAGGUUUAGGUUUAAUGCCUGGUCUGAUGAGUGAUCGUCUCAGUGGACUAAGUGGUCUAACCAGUGGCAAUGGUGGCAAUGGAACCAGUGGGAAUGAACCUUAUGCGGACAGCAACGGAAAUGAAGAUCUACUGAUGGGCCAAAUGUAUGAUGAUGAUGGCUCCGAGGCAGGUCAAGAUGAUUACGAGGGCGAUGACAUGAUGAUGGACGACGAUUGUUCCCAAAUAUCACAAACCCUUGAUCUUUCGGUUCGACCCAUGAAACGUCAACGGUCCGAUUCAUCGCCUCCCGGCUCUCCAAUCUCGGGUCCUUCCUCUUUGUCUGAUUUAAUUCGAGGAACACCGCCUCACACCUUAGCCUCGGCCUCAUCGUGUCACUCCAAUUUUAACGUGAAAGAUGAACCAGCCUCGGACGAGGAAGAUGAAGAGGAUUAUGAUGAUAUGGAUGAGAGAGACUAUUAUCCGGUUGUAACCUCUAGACAUGGGCUGAGUUUAACGAGUGGUAAUCAUGGAGGAAUCUCAAGUCGUUCAGGUGAUGUCCACAAUCUAAGUGGAGUCACAUCAAAUUACCUCGGCAUUGGAUCAGAAUCAAUCAAUGGCAUGAUUAGUGAAACUGGUGGACGACACAAUCAUCACUCUACAUCUUCCCAUGAUCGACAUCACCAUCAUUCAUCUUCUUCUUCCAAUUUAAACAAUGGUGCUUCAAGUGGAUCCCAUGGUCAACCCGAUUCUCCUGAAGAAGGUCGAAGGAUUAGACGGUCUCGCACCUUUAUCGAUCCAACCACCGAAGUACCCAAAUUGGAACAAUGGUUUUCCCUUUGUACCCAUCCAAACCAUCCUCAGAUUGUUUCAUACACGGAUGAACUAAACAGUUCACCUUAUAGACUGAAAUAUCCCAAACUGGAGCCCAAAAAUAUCCAAUUUUGGUUCAAGAAUAGACGAGCCAAGUCUAAAAGGCAAAAUUUACCCAUUUCUAGUUCAAACACAUCGCCCUUGACAACUAGUGUACAAUCUGGUUCAACAUCAACCAACACCAACAAUAAUCAACUUUCAUCUUCAUCUUCAUCAUCAUCAACCAGUGGUCCAGUCACCACAACGACAACCUCAUCAUCACCUUCAAUUGCAUCCAAUUGCAGUGUCUCUUCAUUGUCCCUUUCAACCUCAACUGGACCAGUAUCAACAUCUGUAUCAUCUUCAGCACUAACCAUUGACCGAUUGAUUGGCCAUUGAUCAUAAUCAACUUUUACCAUUGCAUUGUUUUUUUAUUAACUAAUUGUUGUUGACCAAAGUUUUCACCUUUUUUCCUUUCUUUUUCUUUCCAAUCAAUUUAUCAAUUGGAAUCAACUUUUUUGUUUCUCAAAAAUCAAUUCCAAUCUUUACCUUUUUAUCUUUACAUGAUAAUCAAUUGAUUCUAAACAUGUUUCAAACAUGAUGAUAAUCAUUACCAAUCAUCAUGACUAUCAUGCAAAGUAUCAGCUUUUUUCCAGUUUUUUUGUUUUCUCUUUUUCAUAACAUAAUGCCAAAAAAAUUGCUUAUCAAUGAUCAAUCAACAAGCCAUCAAUGUUUGGUGUUAACCAGUAAAAUCAAUGCAAACAAUUUGACACAAUUGUUAUCAACUGUUAACCAAGAAGGUCCUAAAUCAUUUUACGAUUGAAAUGAACAGACAAAAAAUGAAAUUAAAGAAACUGGACAAAUGUCUUCCCCAAUAUUUCAUUUCUUGUACUUUAUGGUCAAUCGUGAAAAGUGGACAAUGAAAUCGACAUUAAAGAGGAUGAAAUGAAGAAGCAAAACCAAUCCACCGAAACAAGUAUAAAGACGGUCAAAGCCCACCAAAUUUGAAAGCUACAAUCAAAUGGAUUGUCAAUCUCAAGCAAAGCAAAGCCUCAUUUGAAAGCCUAUUUACAAGCAAAGACUUAUCAAUCAACUAAACAUGAUUAAACCUCAUCAUUGAUCCUCAUCGCUGGACCUCAUCAUGACCAUCACCUCACGAACCACCAAAAAAAAUUAAACCAUUAAAAGACAAAGACUUUGAUAGACACCGAAUAAAUUUCAACCUUUCAACUUAUAUCAAUUUAUUGUAAAUCAUCUUAAAAGAUGAUAACUUUCUCUUCUUUUAUCAUCUCACCUUGUUUCAAACAUCCAUUUGUCCAUUGAUCGUAUAUUUGACUAAAAGAAGCUCUCUAUUAUAUCUAAUUAUCUUUGAAUUGUUAUAAUCAAGUGCGAACUCAUAGCAAUCAGACAAAACAAAAAACCUGUGCUUUCUCAUAAUUUAUCCACACACUCUCUCUCUCUCACAAGCUCUCUCUCAUUUGUUUCUUAUUAACAAAUUGUUAUCAAAUUGUAAUGCUAACUGAUUUUAAAUAAUCAAACCUUGAAAUAUGUUAAUCUUUAACCCCUUCUGUAAACCAUAAUCCAACAUUUGAAGCAACAUCACCUACCAACGUACAUGAUAACAGCAAGAUCAAGACAAGCAACAAUAUGCACAUUUACAUGUAAACAAACACACACACACACAAAACACAAAACACACAUCACAAUUAAACAACAAUCCAUCAACUUGUUGAUGAUAACAAAAUGGAAACCAUCCUAAGGCUAUCAACAAUCAACAUUCAUUCCCAUUUAAUCAUUCCCGACUUGAACCUCCCAACAAAUGUAUUGUAAUAUUUCUUCAAAAUCUUCUUCUUCUUCUUCUUUCUAUCAAUAAUCCUGAAAAAAUGUUCCCAAAAAAUUGACCAACACCAUCAAUUUGACCUCCUUAUAAAUAUAUGCAUAUUACUAGUCUAGGAAAGAGAAACUAUCUCUGAUGUCAAUCAAAGACGGUUGAUUUUUUGUUUCGUAUUGUUAAUUAUUUUGUUUCAUUGUCCUUUUUCAACCCUUUCCUUUCCUCUUCACUUUUCCCGAUCAAGAAACACACAUCAAUGGACUUACAACGGAUUAUUGAUAAAACCAAUGAUUGAUCAACUUGUCCUGAUUUUACCACUUGAACGGACCUACAACUUGUUUUUUAAUCAUCCAAAUCUAUCUGUAAAAUCAAUUGAUUCAUUUACUUUCUCCUUAUAUUUUUUGCUUCUCGUUCCUUCAUAUUUAUCACAAUUUGUAUUUUCCUUUUUUUCUUCUUCCUCCUCCUCCUCCUCCUUAAUUGCCUUUACUAAUCUGUGUUAAUCUCUUCUCAUUAUCAUCUUCCUCCUCCUCAUCAUCAUCCAAACUUUUCACUUGCGUUCUAUGAUGAUUAUAAAAAAAUGAAAUAACUUUCCCUUCAAGAAAAAAA
Molecule: messenger RNA, 6385 nt
Organism: Tetranychus urticae (two-spotted spider mite)
Lineage: Eukaryota; Metazoa; Arthropoda; Arachnida; Trombidiformes; Tetranychidae
Gene: dve
Product: SATB1_N and homeodomain domain-containing protein dve
Biological process (GO): chromatin remodeling; regulation of transcription by RNA polymerase II
Molecular function (GO): DNA-binding transcription factor activity, RNA polymerase II-specific; RNA polymerase II cis-regulatory region sequence-specific DNA binding
Source: RefSeq, a predicted model, not a curated record